GCCUCUUACGUCAGCGCGUGAUAUCGUUCCGCGGGCGGGAGUUCGGCGCGGCCUUUUCCUCGCGACAGCGGCUGAUGAGAAGCAGCACCGCGGGAACGGCUCGGCUUCGGUAUUAGGCGCGGACGCGACUCUGACUCGACUCUCCCGUCAGGAUGGAGCUGAUCACAAUCCUCGAGAAAACCGUGUCUCCAGAUCGGAAUGAGCUGGAGGCGGCGCAGAAGUUUCUGGAGCAGGCGGCCAUCGAGAACCUGCCGACGUUCCUGGUGGAGCUGUCCAAGGUGUUGGCUAACCCCGGGAACACGCAGGUGGCGCGAGUGGCCGCCGGGCUGCAGGUCAAGAACUCGCUGACCUCCAAGGACCCGGAUGUGAAGACGCAGCACCAGCAGAGAUGGCUGGCCAUCGACGCCAGCGCCCGCAGAGAGAUCAAAAACUACGUGCUGCAGACUCUGGGAACAGAGACCUAUCGGCCCAGCUCGGCCUCUCAGUGUGUGGCUGGCAUCGCCUGCGCCGAGAUCCCCGUCAAUCAGUGGCCCGAGCUCAUCCCUCAGCUGGUGGCCAACGUGACGGACCCCAGCAGCACAGAGCACAUGAAGGAGUCCACGCUGGAGGCCAUCGGAUACAUCUGCCAGGACAUCGACCCCGAGCACCUCCAGGACAACGCCAACCAGAUCCUGACGGCCAUCAUCCAGGGCAUGAGGAAGGAGGAGCCCAGCAACAACGUCAAGCUCGCCGCCACCAACGCGCUCCUCAACUCGCUGGAGUUCACCAAAGCCAACUUCGACAAGGAGACGGAGAGACACUUCAUCAUGCAGGUCGUGUGUGAGGCCACGCAGUGUCCAGACACCAGGGUGAGAGUGGCUGCGUUACAGAACCUGGUGAAGAUCAUGUCCUUGUAUUACCAGUACAUGGAGACCUACAUGGGCCCGGCGCUGUUUGCGGUGAGUUCCCUGAUGAGAGUUUCCCUCCUGACCAGCUUGAUCUGAGAGUCCCAGGGCUCGUUCUGGUCCAACGUCUGCGACGAGGAGAUGGAUCUGGCCAUUGAAGCCACUGAGGCCUCUGAACAGGGCCGUCCUCCAGAGCACACCAGCAAGUUUUACGCUAAAGGAGCUCUGCAGUACCUGGUGCCCAUCCUGACACAGACGCUCACCAAACAGGAUGAGAACGACGACGAUGACGACUGGAACCCGUGUAAGGCUGCGGGCGUGUGUCUGAUGCUCCUGGCCACGUGCUGCGAGGACGACGUGGUGCCGCAUGUGCUGCCCUUCAUCAAAGAGCACAUCAAGCACCCGGACUGGCGCUACCGCGACGCCUCCGUCAUGGCCUUCGGCUCCAUCCUGGAGGGCCCCGAGCUCAGCCAGCUCAAGCCGCUGGUCAUCCAGGCCAUGCCCACCCUCAUCGAGCUGAUGAAGGACCCCAGUGUGGUGGUGAGGGACACCACGGCCUGGACGCUAGGACGCAUCUGUGAUCUGCUGCCCGAGGCCGCCAUCAAUGAGGUGUAUCUGGCCCCUCUCCUGCAGUGCCUGAUCGAGGGCCUCGGGGCCGAACCCCGCGUGGCCUCCAACGUCUGCUGGGCUUUUUCCAGUUUGGCUGAAGCGGCGUACGAGGCCACAGACGCUGCUGACGAUGAGGAAGAGCCCAGCACAUACUGCCUGUCCUCCUCCUUCGAGCUCAUUGUCCAGAAACUGCUGGAGACCACAGACAGGCCAGACGGGCAUCAGAAUAACCUGCGAAGUGCAGCGUAUGAGGCUCUGAUGGAGAUCGUGAAGAACAGCGCCAAGGACUGUUACCCCGCGGUGCAGAAGACCACGCUGGUCAUCAUGGAGCGACUGCAGCAGGUCCUGCAGAUGGAGUCUCACAUCCAGAGCACCUCAGACAGGAUCCAGUUCAAUGACCUGCAGUCCCUGCUGUGUGCCACCCUACAGAACGUGCUGAGGAAGGUGCAGCAUCAGGACGCGCUGCAGAUCUCUGAUGUGGUGAUGGCGUCUCUGCUGCGCAUGUUUCAGAGCACUGCUGGCUCCGGAGGCGUUCAGGAGGACGCUCUCAUGGCCGUCAGCACUCUGGUGGAAGUUUUGGGCAGUGAUUUCUUGAAGUACAUGGAAGCCUUCAAGCCUUUCCUGGUUAUCGGCCUGAAGAAUUUUGCGGAGUACCAGGUGUGUCUGGCUGCGGUGGGGCUGGUGUGUGAUCUGUGCCGAGCGCUGAUGGCCAACAUCCUGCCUCACUGUGACGAAAUCAUGCAGCUGCUGCUGGAGAACCUGGGUAACGAGAAUGUGCACCGGUCUGUGAAGCCCCAGAUCCUGUCUGUGUUUGGCGAUAUUGCUCUUGCCAUUGGUGGUGAAUUCAAGAAGUACCUGGACAUUGUGCUGGACACUCUGCAGCAGGCCUCGCAGGCACAGGUGGACAAGACGGACUAUGAUAUGGUGGACUAUCUGAACGAGCUGCGAGAGGGCUGUCUGGAGGCCUACACUGGGAUCAUCCAGGGCUUGAAGGGAGACCAGGAGAACGUGCACCCUGAUGUAAUGCUGGUACAGCCUCGUGUUGAGUUCAUCUUGUCGUUCAUUCACCACAUCGCUGAGGACGAAGACCGAUCCGACGGAGUGGUGGCCAAUGCUGUCGGACUCAUAGGUGACCUGUGUACAACCUUUGGCAAAGACGUGAUGAAGCUGGUGGAGGUUCGACCUCAGAUCAACGAUCUGCUCUCUGAAGGCCGGAGGUCCAAGACCAGCAAGACCAAGACCUUAGCCACAUGGGCCACGAAGGAGCUCCGCAAGCUGAAGAGCCAAGCUUGAUUACCGGCCGUGGAGCUUCUACCAAGAAUAAUGGAAAUCAAACCCACUGAGGUUUCUUCUGUCUUUUACACAUAGACGUCAAAGCAGAAGUGACGUGUGUGCUGAGAUGAGUGUCUGAGAAUGAGUGAGAAAGAGUGAGAGAGAGACAUCACACCACCUUCAGAGUUCAACUCCAGCAGCAGCAGCAGAACAACUCAGCGGCCAACACCUUCCCCUCAUCAAGCCCUCUUCUCAUGUCUCUGACCCCACUAAUAAACUAUUCCACACCAUCCACAUUCUCCCUUUGAAAAGCUAGUGCAUCAUAUUAGUGCACGCUUGCCAGCCUGUCUGCGUUUAGCUCAAGAAAGGAAUACAUCUUUGGGCACGUGUAAGGUGUUGCGACUGCAGAUGUUCCCUAUUACGCAACACAUUUGUCAGAAGACACAAACAAAAAGAAGGAAGUGAUGCUGCUGGAGUUUGUAAUGGCGUGACUGGAGUGUGAGUGUGUGAAUGAACGAAGGGGGUCGCUGGCUCCACAUCCCCUUUUUAUUUCAACCAAUAAUAAAUAAAGAUGAUAAAUAUCUUGUUUGCAAAUUCAGUGAGAUGCACUUGUGUAAACAGGAGAGCGGCAGGUGGUCAGGGAUGGGCAGCACUCGGGUGAUCUGGCGACGAGCGCUCAUCCUGCUUUCUCAGUCAAUUGCUGCGCUAUAUUUUUUUCCCCCUCCUUUUUAAAAAAAAAAUUGAAUUACAAAUAAAUGGUUGUGUUAUUAGUAUGCUAGCAUGGAUGGUGUAGAUAGACACCUGGAAAGACUUGCCACUGGAGGUGCAGGUUCUAGCAGAGCAGUCCAUGUUCAAGGGGUGCAGGAAUUAGACACUUCCACUUCCUCCUUUAUUCUCCUUCAUUUGUUUUGCAGGGAAAUGAGUGCCAAAUCCAUGCGGAUACCAAUGGACUUGAGCGUAAUGUGUGUUGACACGUAGAAGACGCGAAAUAAACAUGUCAACAUGUCGCAAUCUGAUUUGCAUUGAUGUGCUUUGGUUGUAAUUUUUUUUCUUCUUGCGGCACUUAAUUGGAGUCAUUCACCAAGCUUUUAAAAAAAGAAUGAACAGAAUCAGACGUUUGUAUGAGGUUAUAUUUUUCCAUUGAUAUGAAAAUAAAAUGAAAUUGAACCCUU
Messenger RNA from Sinocyclocheilus anshuiensis, 3937 nucleotides. RefSeq names its product importin subunit beta-1-like. Gene Ontology annotation, molecular function: small GTPase binding. The transcript has 21 exons. NCBI's taxonomy places the organism in Eukaryota, Metazoa, Chordata, Actinopteri, Cypriniformes, Cyprinidae. The record is from RefSeq and is a predicted model, not a curated record. Gene Ontology annotation, biological process: protein import into nucleus.